AUGACAGCUGUCGCCGCCCCUAUUCCUCCUCCCUUCUUCUCGCCUUAUCUAGACGAUCAGUCGAACAAAAUCAACUCAAAACCUGUACCAUGGGAGGGCUAUCAACGAGCUAAAUUACUCUCCGCCGAUGAAUUAUCAUUAUUAAAAUCAAUCAACAAGCUUCCUCAAGGACAAAGAUCAACUGUGUUCGCUACGCAAGGUCCACAAUAUGCUAAAUUAUAUAUCGAUCUUUUGAGGAAACUUCAAAGAGUAGAUACAGUGCAGGCAGUACUGGUCUCCAUAAGCGAUAUGCUCUCAGAUUCAUCCACCAUACAUCUAUACCAUGAUUUGAAUUCUCCUGUGAAUCCGGAAGAUCCUUAUGGUCCUUUGUUGAAAUGUCUAUCUAUGGAAGAAGAAUUCGCUGUUCUAGGUUCUCUGAGGAUACUAGCUUUGCUGAUUGCGACCGAUCCAAAACCUUUUCCCCAAACGCUUAUUCCUACGCUUCUCGUUUCACUUCAAGGGCUGUUGAAUGGAAGCAGAUUACCUUUAUGGGAAGUCGCUGCCCAAGUCCUUGGCGCUGUAUUGGGUAGGAAACAAUUCAGACAAGCCGUGUGGCAAGAAGAGAAUUGCAUUUCUGGUCUCAUCAAGUCGCUCAAAUCUAAUCCUAAUCCUCAAGCACAAUAUUGGGCAAUAUGCUGUCUUUGGCAAUUGUCAUUCGAACAAGUAGCUGCGGAAGGAUUGGAUAAGAAAUAUGACAUAGUAGCUGUAUUGACUAAUGUCGCAAAGGCAGCUGUAAAAGAAAAGGUAACGAGAGUUGUGGUUGCAACUUUACGAAACCUUCUCGCUAUCGCACCCUCGCACAAUCUACCAUCAAUGUUCACAUCCAAGCUUUUACCUUUCGUGGUAUCUCUACAAUCGCGAAAAUGGUCCGACGAAGAGAUUGUAGAAGAUCUCGAGUAUCUCAACGGGGAACUCAAAACUCGCUUCGAAGGUUUAAGCACAUAUGACGAAUACAUCUCAGAGCUUGAGUCUGGCCAUUUAGUCUGGUCACCAGCUCAUGAGACCGAAGAUUUCUGGAAGGAGAACGGUAUGCGAAUUGGUCAAGAAUCAGAUGGAAAAGCUAUCAGACGACUGGUGGAACUCGUAACUACCUCCAAAGACCCAUUGGUGCUUGCUGUCGCAGUGCACGAUAUAGGCCAAUUCGUCAAAUGGGGUGGUGAUAAAUCCAAGAGAACCAUCGAUAACUUCAACGGCAAGACCAAAGUGAUGGAACUUAUGGGACACGAAAAUGCCGAUGUCAGAUAUCAAGCCUUGAUGACCGUACAAAGAUUGAUGUCCCAGCACUGGACAAAGUAA
Messenger RNA from Kwoniella shivajii, 1335 nucleotides. RefSeq lists its product as uncharacterized. The transcript is spliced from 9 exons. Lineage: Eukaryota; Fungi; Basidiomycota; Tremellomycetes; Tremellales; Cryptococcaceae. Bases 1 to 1335 code for a protein of 444 amino acids. Gene Ontology annotation, cellular component: fungal-type vacuole membrane; vacuolar proton-transporting V-type ATPase, V1 domain. The record is from RefSeq and is a predicted model, not a curated record. Gene Ontology annotation, biological process: proton transmembrane transport. Gene Ontology annotation, molecular function: proton-transporting ATPase activity, rotational mechanism.